This is a messenger RNA of Drosophila persimilis, 6559 nucleotides long. RefSeq names its product probable multidrug resistance-associated protein lethal(2)03659. NCBI's taxonomy places the organism in Eukaryota, Metazoa, Arthropoda, Insecta, Diptera, Drosophilidae. Gene Ontology annotation, biological process: transmembrane transport. Gene Ontology annotation, molecular function: ATP hydrolysis activity; ATP binding; ABC-type transporter activity. Gene Ontology annotation, cellular component: membrane. The record is from RefSeq and is a predicted model, not a curated record. The transcript has 6 exons. The coding region runs from base 190 to 4161 and encodes 1323 amino acids.
GGCGGAUCACUGAUUUAUAACGAUGAUUCCCGAGCACGGAGCCAGCGCUGGUUAAAAAUCAAAUGUCUGGGCGGGCAGGAACUCAGUGGCGAGCAGAGCGGCACGAGCACCGCACGCGAAUGUCUUCCGUCGGAAUUAGAGUGUGAAUUGUGUCAAGGAUCUAUGUGAUAUUUAUGUACUAUAUGUAGAAUGAAAGCCGUACAUGAGCAACGAAGGCCGAAUCCGGUGCUAAAGGCCAAUUUCCUCUCCAAAUGGUUUUUUAUCUGGACACGCGAGAUUCUCGCCAAGGGAAUGCGCAAGAGUGUGGAGCCGUCGGAUCUGUAUGCGCCCGUGCCCAAACUCGACAGUCCCAAGGUGUCGCAGUUCCUCCUCGGCCACUGGGAGAAGGAGCUGAAGCGUCCCAAGCCCAGCGUCUUGCGUAUGGUCUUUCGGGCAUACGGCUGGGGAUUUGUACCUGUCAGUAUAGUCUACUCGCUGCUGGCCAUCGUUGUGCACACUUUGCAGCCACUGCUGCUGGGCGGCCUGGUCUCCUACUUCUCGGAGAGCACCGAUGACAUCUCCAAGAAGUCGGCAUACUUGUAUGCCAUGGGCGUGGUCCUGUGCUCCCUGGUCUCGGGUCUGUUCUACCACCCCUUCAUGCACUACCUGUUCGGGGUGGGCUCCCGCAUCCGGCUGGCGUGCGCUGGACUCGUCUACAGGAAGUGCCUGAGGGUGUCGGUGGCCGCGGACAACAGCGGCAUGAGUGGCUAUGCCAUAUCCCUAAUGGCCACCGAUCUGCCGCAGUUCAACGAGGCCUUCUACUUCUUCCAAGAGCUGUGGCGCGGUCCGCUGGAGGGACUGGUGUUUGGCUACAUCAUCUUUCAGCUGAUUGGCUGGCCGGCGCUCGUGGGACUGGCCACCAUCAUCGUGUUCAUACCGCUGCAGGCGUGGGCUGCCCGGGCGACGGCCCGGUUCAAGCGGAGAUCGGCGGAGUUUGGCGAUGAGCGGGUGAAGCUGAUGAACGAGAUCAUCACGGCCAUGCAGCUGAUCAAGAUGUACGCGUGGGAGAAGUCGUUUGCCAAGCUGAUUGGCCGCGUCAGGAAGAAGGAGAUGGGCUCCAUACGCGGAUCAAUGUACAUCUAUGCGGCCCUGCAGUGCACCGGAAUGAUAUCGAAGCUGUCGCUCUUCCUGUCCCUUGCCAGCUUUGUCUUCACCGGGGACAUUGUCACCUCGCAGAAGGUCUUCAUUGUGUCCAGCUACUACGACCACCUCAACGAGUCCCUGCUGCAUCUCUGGCCGCUGGCCAUUAACAUCUGGGCCGAGACAUUUGUGGUUGCCGGUCGCGUGGUGGACUUCCUGCUCCAGCACGAAGAUCCCGCCGAUGGAGGCGUGGACAACUUCAAGGAUGUGGACGAGGACGUGGAGCACGGCAACUUCUUUGGCCGCAUGCACAAUCCGCGCGCCAUGCACAAGAGCGUCACCGUACAGAAGCUGACGGCCAGCUGGGACCAGGCCAAGCAGGAGAAGCGCCAGCGCCACAUCGACGACAUUAGCUUCCAGGCCACGGAGCAGCAGUUCGUGGGUAUCGUUGGCACUGUGGGCGCCGGCAAGAGCACCCUUCUGCAGGCCCUGCUGGGGGAGCUGGAUAUCAUCAGCGGCAAUGUGGAGCUCAACGGUGUCCUCAGCUAUGCCGCCCAGGAGCCCUGGCUGAACCGCUGCAGUCUUCGCGACAACAUCCUCUUCAUGGAGGUCUUCGACGAGCAGCGAUACAAGGAAGUGCUGCGCGUCUGUAUGCUGGACAAGGACAUCGAGGAGCUGCCCGCCGGAGACGCCACCAUUGUGGGCGAGGGAGGAGCCAGCCUAAGCGGGGGCCAGAAGGCGAGGGUCAGUCUGGCGCGUGCCGUGUACCGCAAGGCCGACAUCUAUCUGCUGGACGAUCCCCUCUCCGCAGUGGACUCGCAUGUGAGCAAGAUGCUGCUCGAUCGGUGCCUCAACGACUUUCUCAGCGAUAAGAUCCGCAUCCUGGUCACGCAUCGUGUCCAGCUGCUGAAGCAUGUCGAUCACUUGGUGCUACUGGAAAGCGGUCGGGCCUCUAUUCAGGGCCAGUACGAUAAUCUGAAGAAGCUCAUCCGGUUCCGCAUGUCGGUGGCAAACGACAGCGAGGUGGCUAAGCUCCGUGCCGUACGCACUGACAGCAUCUUCGAGGAGACGCAGCCCAGGGAGCCCCUGACCCAGCAGCAGCAAGUCGAUCUGGAUCGAUCGGAGCAGCAGUACAAGGAGCAGCAGCUACGGGGAUCGGUCAAAUGGUCCACGUACAAGGCAUACCUGGGAAUCCUGCGCAUUCCUUCUGUGGUGGUGCUGAUCCUUAUACUUUUCAUUGCGGCCCGCGCCUCAGAGGCCACCAUGGAUAUCUUCCUGUCCAAAUGGGCCACCUGGGAGGAGACGGAGCCCAAUCAGCACGAGCCCAUCCCGCAGUAUCACAAGACCCGUAUGCGUCUAGUCACCCUCUACCUGGUUCUGAUCCUGAGCACCCUGAUCCUGUAUGUGCUCCGAACCUUUGGCUUCUUCAUGAUGUGCCUCCGCAUCUCGCUGCGCAUCCACAACUACCUCUUCCGGGGCAUAAUCCGCGCCAGCAUGCAGUUCUUUACGCUGGCCACAUCCGGGCGUAUACUCAACCGUUUCUCGAGCGAUAUCCUGGCCAUUGAUGUCACUCUGCCGCAGUCGAUGAUGGACUCCAUUGAGUUCUUUGUGGAUGCCUUGGCUGUCCUCGCGGUGGUAAGCACGGCCAACACGUGGCUGCUCAUUCCGGCCAUUGUUGUGAUGGCUCUGCUGUACCUCUGCCGAUGCCUGUACAUUGGAGCCAGCCGGAGCCUGAAGCGCAUCGAGACCAUCUCCCGCAGCCCCCUUUACUCCCACACGAAUGCCACCUUUAAAGGACUCACCACGAUACGUGCCUUCAACGCCACCAAGCGCCUGGAGCGGGACUUUCAUCGCUUACAGAAUGAGAACACCUCGGCCCUGUACCUGUAUGUGAGCGUCAACAGGGCCUUCGCCUUCUGGACGGACCUCAUCUGCGUGCUGUACAUCCUGGCGGUGACCUUCAGCUUCCUGCUGGUGGAACAAAGGGAGCACGGCUACUACAGCGGCGAUGUGGGACUGGCCAUCACCCAGUCCAUGAAGCUGGUGCUCAUGUGCCAGUGGGGCAUGCGGCAGACGGUGGAGCUGGAGAACCAGAUGACCAGCGUGGAGCGGGUGAUGGAGUAUGUGAACAUACCCCCGGAGCCGGCCUACGAGACGCCGGAGUCGGUUAAUCUACCCGCAGGAUGGCCCAGCGCCGGGCAGGUACAUUUCCAGGAUCUGCGCCUGCGCUACAGCGAUCAUGGUCCGUAUGUGCUCAAGGGACUCAGCUUCACCAUCCAUCCCAAGGAGAAGAUUGGAAUCGUGGGUCGCACGGCCGCCGGCAAGUCCUCGAUUGUGCAGGCCCUCUUCCGGCUGGCACCCAUCGACGGCAUCAUCGAGAUCGAUGGCUACGAGACAUCCGUUUUGGGACUCCACGACCUGCGCAGCCGCAUGUCCAUCAUUCCCCAGGAUCCUGUCCUAUUCUCGGGCACACUGCGCUACAAUCUCGAUCCGUUUGAGCAGAAAACGGACGAGCAACUGUGGCAGGCCCUGGAAGCUGUCAAGCUGAAGCAGUUCUUUUCGGGUCUGAAGGGGGGUCUGAGCUGCCGCCUCCACGACAGCGGGGCCAACUUCAGCAUGGGCCAGAGGCAGCUGGUCUGCCUGGCGCGGGCCAUACUUCGCCAGAAUCAAAUACUCAUCAUGGACGAGGCCACGGCCAAUGUGGAUCCCGAGACUGACAAGCUCAUCCAGGAGGCUAUACAAACCAAGUUCGAGCACUGCACGGUGCUGACCAUCGCCCAUCGCCUGCACACGGUGAUGGACAAUGACCGCGUGCUGGUCAUGGAUGUGGGCCGCGUGGUGGAGCUGGGCCAUCCCCACGAGCUGCUCCAGCACCGCAACGGGCACCUCUAUCGCUUCGUGGAGAAGACGGGAGUCGGCACCGCUCAGCAUCUGCGCCACCUGGCCGAGCAGAGCUACCGCAAGCGGGUGCUGGGCAGGAGGGCUCGGGACUCCGAGCCUGUGUCGGAGCAGGGCUACGGCUACCAUGGCACCACUCUCUAAAAGACUGCAGCUCAUACUUAUACUAUACUGUACUGUACUAUAGGUAUAUAAGAAGGUACUCGUACACGGGGGUCGUUUGUUUUGUUCUGUAAGGUAUGGUAAUAUAGUUUUUAUUAUAGUGAACUGAUCUUUAAAUAUAUAUUUUAUAUAUGUAUAUAUUUAUAUAUGUAUGUACUUCAUAAUAUAUAUAUAUACUUAGUUGAUUCAACUCUUCCGUUUGCCUUUCUUGAAGUUGGAAAAAAGCAGUUAAUCUUCAUGUAUCUUCGUAUCUCUAUAUCUGCUAUGUAUCUUCGCUACUCGUACUGUCUGGCUUUGAUUCGCUCUCUAUAACUACGAUCCUUUGCUAGUUUACUUUGAUCUUGUUUAUCUUGUUCCUUUUUCAUUUUUUCUUUGUUUUUUGUUCUUGUUGUUUUAGUCACAAGUCACAUGAGAAAUCGAAAUGUUUAACUAUAUAAUAUGUAUGUUUUGCUUCUGUUCUAGGCUUAGAGAAUUAGUUCUUUUGUUUCGUUAAUAUUAAACUUUAAUAUUGGUUUCUUAGAUGUGCGAUAAUGGCAUUUGAAUCUAGAUGUAUACAUAAUACAUAAUAUUAGCAUUACGAGAUAUAAAAUUUGUUUUCCUUUCGACUUUUAGGUAGAGUGUAAAUGAAUUUAUCGCAUUGAGUUUGGUUGGUUGGUUGUUCCCUCACGGAACUUUAAUACAAGUGUAUAUAUAGUAUUAGUUGUAUGUAGUUGUUGUUCGUGUAUAUAAUGUAUAUAUUAAAGUAAAUAAAGCAUAUUCAUGUAUGUAUAUAACUGGUUUUAAAAUAUUCUCUUCCACUUCAUCGCUCUUCAUCGAGUUAGCUUAUUUAAAAUUCGCUUAAGGUCUGCCUUCAACAAACGGUAUUUGAUGUAAAUAGAAAAAUCAGUGAUGUCAUUUAUUAUAAUUAGUUGCUAUUCUGGUGCUUAGAUGUUACAUGUCUUGCAGUUCCCAAACUAAAAACCGGGUUGAUCCUCGAAAUUCUUCCCCAAAUUCCAAGGACCAAAUCGUUUUUAUUGAACGCAUUUUGGAAUGUAAAUAAGUAUUUAGAUUUCUUGUCCUAGAAAUAAGAUUGUUUGUUUGCUCGUUCAUUAUAAGUUUUUUUUUUUGUGUUUUUUUUGUUUUUUUGGUUUUUAAGAAAAAUUCGAUGCUUUAAUAAAAUUGUUCUGGUUUUUGCUUUGUUUUUUUUUUUGUUGUUCGUCGUUAGAGUUACACUAAUUUUAAUUGUUUAGCUAGAGUUCUCAAGCAUUUUAAGAUUAUUUUCUUGCUCUACAGUUAUUUGUAUCUUGUAUUCGUUUUGUUAUUCUCACAGUUAAGCUUCUUUGAUUGAGCACAAAAGCAAAUGAGAGUUCUCUGUUUUUCCAUGGUGUCUGGGGGCAACAACUAAACCUUAUCGAUCUCAAACUUCUAUAUCUACUAUGGCUAUAACUUGGAGAUCAUCUUUCAGCGGGCACCGCUUCGAACUCUGCAUUGGACAGACCCGAAAAUCUUCCCCUAUUCCCGGCUAGCCCAAUGCACAAUCCCAGGUCCCCCCCGGCCACGAUCCCGAUCGGUGAGUGGUGGAAAUUGCUGUUAAACCAAAUUUAGCACAAAUUGUUUACAGGGUCGUAGUAGUAGAACUUAGGUCAAAAUAUAAUAGGCAUUAUUCGACUGGAAGUCAAUUUAGAUUCUAUGUAUAGGUGUGUGCGUACUGCUAGCAUUAAUUGUAUAUAUUCAUUAUCCUUAGUAUCAUUUUGUGUUGUGUGUGUGUGUCUGUGUGUUCCCUAAGACUUUUGCUCUUUUUAGCUGGCAAAAAGUUGGUAAAAAUAUAGGUACGAUCUUGCCGUUUCUCAAUCCCUAGAGCGAGAGAAAUGAAAUUUGAAAACAAGGAUAAUCUGAACGUGCGUGCUUCGCAAUGAAACGCAUAUUUUGAUUAUAAAAUAUGGUCCCGAGGUUGUUUAAUAUUUCUUCAUCUUGGUUUCCUACCAUUUCCAUCUUGGGCUAACAUCCAUAUGUGGGAGCUAGAGCGGCAAUUGGAGGCGUGGCUCAGUCGCGAUCUGAGUCGGCUUGUCACUAUAGUUACGAGUAUAGAUAAGGCGUUGUAUCAGCGAAUUGCUUUUGGUUUAAUCCGAAUUCAUUUCGUUUUUGGCAAUGAUUCCGCACUGACCCUCCGCGAAAAGGGGGUCACGUCACACCAAUUGAGAUUGAUUGGUUAUAGAACACUACGAGCUACGAGCUGAGAUCUGAGAUCUGAGUGCCUGACACUAGGGUCUCUCUACGGUUUCGUUUCUCUAUGCCUAGUGGGUCUUUCUCUGUUUUGUUUCCUAAAGCCUCCUUCAACCCAAAGCUUAGAAUAUAGUUCAACUGCAUUACAAUAUUUUUUAUAUAAAUGAAUAAAGUUUUC